AUGUCCCGGGACAGGGUGGUCCAGCUGGCCCCCUCCACUCUCGCCCUGGUGCUGUGCAGACUGGACGGCACCGGGACGGAGGAGAAGGGCAGCCAAGUCUUCCAGGACUUCCAGGCUGCCAAUGCGAGGUGCUUCUGGAACAGGAGGUUGGUCCGGGCCGUGGCAGAGGUGUCCUUCCAGGGCUGGCUGGAGAGCUGGGUGCUGCUGGUCCAGGGCCAGAGUGCCAACCUGGAGGUGCUGCGAGACGCCUGGGUCAGGAGGGCGCUGAGACCCCCGAGGGGCUUCCUCAUCACUGCACUGGGUGAUGUGUCUCCAGUGCAGAUGAAUCCCGUAUCUCAGUCUCAGUUCAUUCCCCUGGCAGAAGUACUGUGCUGUGCUAUAUCUGAUAUGAAUGCAGCCCAGAUCCUAGUGACACAGGAAUCCCUAAUGGAGCAGCUGAUAAAACAUUACCCAGGUAUAGCUACACCAUCCCAGGAGAUUCUGUAUUCUACUCUUGGAACGCUCAUCAAAGAAAGAAAAAUAUAUCACACUGGAGAAGGCUACUUCAUAGUGACUCCUCAGACUUACUUUAUCACUAGAAAGCCCGUGUCACACAGUAAAUAUGGGGCAGCUGAGGAUUUUUGCGUUUCUCCACCAGCCAUCACUUAUCUCGUCAGCAUGGAGAGCUGUGCAGAUCUGACGAAAGCUAAUAAUGUUCCUUCAGUAUCACACUGCAGAUCCUGCAGCUGCUUCUCUGAAAACUCCACCCAUAAUAUACUAGGACAACAGUCCAUCAAUGAGGGUAAUGGAAAAGAACACAAGUCAGUCAAAGAUUCAAAGCCUUCUGUUCAAAAUCAGGCAACAUCCACAUCCCGGGAUCAUCACACAUGCAUUAAAACUAAACCACAACAUUCACAAAAAGAAAAAUGCAAUAAAAAAUUUGGAAUCGGUCUCUUUUGGCGCAAUGUUGCCAAGAAAGAAAAAUCCAAAAAAGAGUUGGUAAGCUUCACAGCACAAUUUCCACCCGAGGAAUGGCCGGUCCGGGAUGAAGAUAAUCUAGAUAAUAUCCCUCGUGACAUAGAACAUGAAAUAAUUAAACGCAUCAACCCUGUUUUAACUGUGGACAACUUGAUGAAACAUACAUUGAUGAUGCAGAAAGCCGAGGAACAGAAAAAGUACUUCAGUAAAGGAACCUCAACAGAGAUAUUAAAAAACAAAAAUGCACAUAAUCUUAAAGGAAGUAACAAAAAGAAAAACAAUAGGUUAUCAAAACAUAACAAAAAAGUGCAAUCUAACAAAGAAAAAAAUAGGAAAGACCCAAGGUUGACCAUGCAAGUAGAACUAGAUGUGCCAAGGCAAUUACAGCACCAGCCCACCGUGAUAGAUGAUAUAAGUGUUCCAGAUGUAUUCACUGCUGGUAACGAAGAUGGUAACAAGCCUGAUGUUAUAUACAAAAAGCAAAUCUGUAAUCCGUUUGAGGGUAUCUCCUACAGAGAUAACAACAUCAUCAGUGGAUGCAAACCUAUGAAAGAGGUUAAGAAAUGCAGAUCUGGUAAGGACAGGAAAAAUAUGUCAAGGCCAAAGUCUCUAGACUGCUCAGGCUUGAAUGUUGAGGCUGAAACCAGACUUCUAAAAGCUGAGAGGCCUGAAGAAGAAUAUUGUCAGGAUCUGUAUCAUGAUCAGAUAGUGCCAGUAAAUGAGAAAGAUGAUUUAAGAGAAUACCCUCCUAGUUACCCUCAAUGCAGUACCUUGAGGAUAGACGAUAAGUUUAAGCACAUUAAAGAACACUGCUCCGCACUAGGUGUACCAGGUGAAGAUGGAAGUCCAGUUUUUGGUGACAAUCAAACAAAGGUAUUGGUAAAAUCAGAAAGGACUUGGGAACAUGAAGUAGGGAAUCCUUAUUCAGCUGUGUCGUAUUGCAACAAGGUGACCUCAAUCAAUGAAUCAUUACAACAUGCACAAACAAGCCUUUGUAGAAGUAUAAAUUCUUCAAAAAGUUUUGGUAGAUCAAAUGUUGGUGCAUUAGAGAAAAAUGAGCCAGAAUCCCAUGUCUGUUAUUCCGCAAGUGAAAUUAACAGUAAAGAAUUACCAAAAUACACAAUAUUUUCCAGUUCUCACAAUCAGGAGCUUGUUGAGGAAGAUCAGAUGUUUUAUAAGAAGGAGGACAAUGAUGCCUCAAGUUCCUUCUACUUUGAAGGUGAUACUGAUGAACAUAUUGGAACGUGUCAGAGCCUCGAAAUGUGCAAGCAAAAUAGGAAUCACAAUUUGUAUGAUCUACACGAAGAAAGCCAUGCUGCACUAGAGACAACUCCAAGUCACUGGGACCCAACUAGGCAAUCAGUACAUCAGUUUUCUUCAACCAGCCAUCACCAAGAAGACUAUACGUCAUCCGUCUUCUCUUCUGACAGUUCUCAAAGUUAUAGUAGACCUGCUCUACAUGUUAAAGGAAGUUCUUGUCAGCCAUUGUCUCAGUAUGUUCUGCACCAUCAAGAAGUUGAUGUGGAUACUGCUGAAUGUAUUCAACCUGAGCUUUGUGAAGGAAGUAUAUUUGAUUACUGCAAUUCCAGUGACUGUAACUCUAUGGCAGAGACUGUCCAGACAUCCAUUAAAGGAAGUGAGGAGAAACCAGUGAAUAACUCAGGACAACAAUCAGUAGAAGGAAGAACAUGUUAUGAGCACACCUUGAAGUUAUUUAACCCAAAGAAUAAUCCAUUGGAAGCUAACCAAAAUGAAAACCAUAGUACCACAGGAGACAGUGGAAUUGAAUCUCCACGAACUCGGAUAAGUCUAGCAUCUAAUAAUUCUGUUCUUUUUGAGAAGCUAAAGAAAAGGACAUUUCUACAGAACCUAGAAGUCAACGGUGGGAACAAGAAUGAAGGACUGCUUAAUUCUAGCUCCCUAAUGCAGUUGACCCCUGCUAUGAAUGUGUAG
Messenger RNA from Bufo bufo (common toad), 2910 nucleotides. RefSeq names its product storkhead box 1 (gene STOX1). Gene Ontology annotation, cellular component: cytoplasm; nucleus. The record is from RefSeq and is a predicted model, not a curated record. The coding region runs from base 1 to 2910 and encodes 969 amino acids. NCBI's taxonomy places the organism in Eukaryota, Metazoa, Chordata, Amphibia, Anura, Bufonidae. Gene Ontology annotation, molecular function: DNA-binding transcription activator activity, RNA polymerase II-specific; RNA polymerase II transcription regulatory region sequence-specific DNA binding. The transcript has 4 exons. Gene Ontology annotation, biological process: positive regulation of transcription by RNA polymerase II.